Sabethes cyaneus is the source of this 1562-nucleotide messenger RNA. RefSeq names its product venom serine protease-like. The transcript has 4 exons. Lineage: Eukaryota; Metazoa; Arthropoda; Insecta; Diptera; Culicidae. Gene Ontology annotation, biological process: proteolysis. The annotation marks the transcript as partial. The record is from RefSeq and is a predicted model, not a curated record. Gene Ontology annotation, molecular function: serine-type endopeptidase activity.
AACGUGAGCGAUAAAAUAAAACGGAGGAAAGAAGGCACGGCACACGGAACGGAAGACGGUCGAAACAUCUUGUUUGGACACCCUCACCUGAACGGUGCUCGUCGAGCUCUAUUUGUGACGUUAUUCGCGAGCAGUUUCUGUUUCGUUCAAAGUCAAUUUGCAGCAUGUGACUAUGUUAAAUCUUUACAAGCAGAUGAAGUAUUCUACAUUCAAUCACCGGGUUAUGGCAGCUACUACAAACCGAAGACCAACUGUCGCUGGCGACUGUCUGCCCCUGUUGGAUAUUUCGUCUACCUGAAUUGUUACGAUGUGGUUCUUCCAGCGAGCACCAACUGUGCGGCGGAUCGGAUUGAAGUUUCACUUGUCGGAAAUAUCCUCUUAGCUGGUGCAUCACGACAUUGCGGUCAAUCAACCUUCAUCCUACAAUCAACGGCAAAUAAAAUGUCUCUGGCUUUGAGAUCGACAGCCACUUCCAGUGGCGGUCGAUUCCGGUGUCAAACUGUGGCGAGAAAACCUUCUUGCGACUGCGGUCGUCGCCGGACGGUCAAAAUUGUAAACGGCACACCAACACUGGCCAAUGAGUUCCCCAUGAUGGCUGGUUUAGUGAGUACAGCUGAAAGAAACGUUUUCUGUGGCGCAACGAUAAUUUCCAACCGACACGCUGUUACGGCUGCACAUUGUUUGAAAGGGCGAAAAAUAUCCGCGACGGCACUGUUGGUCGGAGAUCAUGAUCUAUCGACCGGGACGGACAGUCCGUAUGCGAAACUGAUGGUUAUUAGUACCUUUACGAUUCACACCGGCUACCGGGCACAGCCGUCCACAAAUGACAUCGCGUUGGUUCGAACUCAGGAAGAAAUCCAAUUUAACAACGGUGUCGGCCCGGCUUGUUUGCCCUGGAAAUGGCCGACGGUUACGUUUGACAAUAUGGCCGUGGAAGCUGCCGGCUGGGGGACGCUAGACUUUGGUGGACCGCUGUCGAAUGUGCUGCGGAAGGUUAGCUUGAACGUUGUUAGUUACGAAACGUGUCGCCAGCAGAUGAGCAGUUCCGCAAUUACUCCGAAUCAUCUCUGUACCUAUGCCAACCAGCGCGAUGCGUGCCAAUAUGAUUCCGGGGGUCCAGUCCUGUACACGAACCCGAACGAUGGGAUUGUGUAUAAUAUCGGGGUUAUCAACUAUGGAAUCGCCUGUGCCGGUAAUACUCCGGGUGUAAAUACUCGUGUUACGUCAUAUUUAAAAUGGAUCAAGUCAAAUACAGCGGGGAUAACUUACUGCGAAAAGUAAGCAAUAAACUUGAAUGAUUUAUAGUUUGAAGCAAAGCGCAACCUACGUGUUUUCGAAAAGAAUUGUUUCUAUCAACUAGUCUAGACUAGUUAGUAUUACAUGAUACAGUUCCAUCAAGUUUGAGUCAAAGUAAUCCGCUUCAAUUCCUUAACUCGACUGACGAAUUGGUUCAUCGAGGGACACAAUCGUUGUCAUAUUGUUUUUAAUAUUUACUCUUACUACUAUGUGAUGUCAUGUAGUAAAUUUCAUUUAAAUUUAAUGUAUGGGUCAUUCCACGGGAA